Molecule: messenger RNA, 1239 nt
Organism: Lactuca saligna
Lineage: Eukaryota; Viridiplantae; Streptophyta; Magnoliopsida; Asterales; Asteraceae
Source: the annotation of a GenBank genome assembly
GUCGGCAACUUUUAUUUAUUUUCUUUUUUCCCAAGGGCCAAGAUGCAAAUAACAUCAACUCAGUUUCACACUUACAGGUGUCGUCAGUUUUUCCAAAUAAUAAAAUAAUAAAAUAGCUAUAUAAAAAAAGAGUUAUUAUUGAGGUGACACUUGACAGACAGGUAGUUGCUUAGUUGGAAAUCAUUUAGAGGAAAUGAGUGGUGACAGGUGGUUGCUUACUCGGGAAUCCAGACAAAAUGAUUGUGACUCAUGGACCCGAUCCGAUCCGAUCCAUCCAUAUAUCCGAAGCAUCCCCUUAUCAUGUUUCACUAGUUUCAACCCUCUCUCUAAACUCAAGUCUCAACCUUAUCCUUCCUCCCACUUAUCUGGUGCUCCUGUGAGGGUCGGUAGCCAUGGCGUUUGCAGGGACAACCCAGAAAUGCAUGGCAUGUGACAAGACUGUGUACCUGGUGGACAAGCUCACUGCUGAUAAUCGCAUCUUCCACAAAGCUUGCUUCAGAUGCCACCAUUGCAAUGGCACCCUCAAGCUCAGCAACUACAACUCCUUUGAGGGAGUUCUGUAUUGCAGGCCACACUUUGAUCAACUCUUCAAGAAGACUGGUAGCUUAGACAAAAGCUUUGAAGGCACACCAAAGAUUUUGAAGCCACAGAAAACCAUUGAUGGUGAGAAACCAAUGGCUAACAAAGUAUCUAGCAUGUUCGUGGGGACCAGAGAUAAAUGUUUGGGCUGCAAAAACACCGUCUAUCCAACUGAAAAGGUUUCAGUAAAUGGAACUUCAUACCACAAAAGCUGCUUCAAAUGUAGUCAUGGAGGAUGUGUGAUCAGCCCAUCAAACUAUAUCGCACAUGAAGGUCGCCUCUACUGCCGACACCACCACACCCAACUCAUCAGAGAGAAGGGUAACCUGAGCCAGCUCGAGGGUGACCGACCUGGACAAGUCGCACCUUGAUCUUUUCUUUAAUUUGCUCUUGCCCUGCCUCUUGGUGUGUACGCUAGCUUGUGAUGAUAUGAUGAUAAGAGAUGAAAGUCUGUUUUCCUAUUUCCUAAUGAUGAUAAGAGAUGGAUCAUUGAUGAUACGCUGUAAUUCCUUUUUUUUUUUUUUUGUUAUCUUACUAGUUGUAAGACCCACGGGUUUAUUAAAAAAAAUAAUAUUAAAUUUUGAACAUCAAACAAUUAUUAAGGUGAUACUUUUACAUAUAAUGAAACAAAUCAAUGAUUGCAUAUAAUAAUUAAAUCCA